This is a messenger RNA of Moneuplotes crassus, 786 nucleotides long. The record is from the annotation of a GenBank genome assembly. NCBI's taxonomy places the organism in Eukaryota, Ciliophora, Spirotrichea, Euplotida, Euplotidae.
AUUUAAAUUAUGGGUUGUGGAAGCUCAACAGGAGCCGACGGAAAGAUUUGUAUGAAAAAGACAAAAUUACCUGCAGUUGAUGAAUUCUUUGAUGACGUCCAAGGAUUUUGAGAUGAGGUCUAUGCAAUUCAAGACCCCAUUGAGUCUGCAGAAGACAAGCUUCUCUAUGAUACUGACUUCCAUCAUACCGAUGGGGCUAAUGUCAAACAUGCCAUUGUCGGAAUCGUGUUCAGAGUUGCUUCUCUAGGAAACUUAGACAACUUAGAUAAGUUUGUGAAGAUUACUGAUAAGGAACCCUUCAUCAGUCUUGAUGCAAGCUCAGCUUCAUCUGAAGCAUCUGCUUCUAUUGAUGCAGCAAAUGACUAUAUCAACUCUGUAAUUUCAGCCAAGGACAGAAUAGAGCCUUUGGCUGACAAAGCCCAAAAGUUUGCUGAGAAAGCUCCAGAAUUGCCAGGCAAAGCUAAGGAUGAACUUGGCAAAGCAGCAGGACUUGGUACCAUGGAUAAGAUCAGAGCAGUCAGAAAUACAACUGGAAAUGUAAGAGCAAUUGCCAAGCUCCCUACAGUUAUUACAGAUUUUAAAGAUUGUGUCAUGGAAGCCAUCACAAACAUUCAAUCAGCAGUCAAAGAACUUAACUCUAAAAAGGCCAAGCUUAAUGAUAUUGGCAAGAAAUGCAGUAGUAAAGGUCUUACCACUGCAAUGGCUUGCUACCAGGAGUGCGGUGAUCCAAUUCCUAAGACUGGAAAGAAGCCAGGAGCUAAAGCUGGAAAGAAGCCAAAGAAAUAA